GUUAUCGUCACCAGAGUUCAGUUCAUCUGAGCUGAAGAUUAUUCGUGAAGAAUGUAAACUCUAUAAAAACAUCAAAAUCAGCCAAGGGAAAAAGGGACUGUCACUGAGUAAGGUCAGAUUAGUACACGAGCUCUUUGAGUGUCUGAAAUUGAACGGUGGAGAAACGCAGCGAUUUCUUCUCAUCCCACCGACACCGGCUGAUGAGAGUUUUCUGGAUGAUGUCAGCGUUACCAUGGUUUCAUGUAGAACACUUCGAAUUCACCCCUUGCCAGAAACCUCAGAUGAAUUCCAAACCAGACUUGAUUUCAUUCUCGAAAAACUAAAAAAAUCUCUCACAUUAAACAAACUUCUUGUUCCUGUUGAAUUAAAAUCUGAAGCAAGAACCGUCCAUUAUCUCAGUCAAAAGCACAGGUUGAUAGUGAAAGUCAAAAACAAAAAUCUAGCAUUUAUUGUGCGAAAACCCAGAGGAAAGGAGCUGAAGAUUUAA
Lymnaea stagnalis (great pond snail) is the source of this 487-nucleotide messenger RNA. The record is from the annotation of a GenBank genome assembly. Lineage: Eukaryota; Metazoa; Mollusca; Gastropoda; Lymnaeidae.